GCCGGAGGACAGCUUCCUGGAGCCUUCCUGGGCUCUGAAGCCCCACUUUGUUUGGGGGAUGGUGUACAGAGCAGGGACCAGAGAAACAGUUGACACAACCUCCCACCCCCAGGAGUCAGCCUCACACUUCUGUUCUCCAUACCCAAGGCACAUUUGCUAGAAUGGCGUUUCCUUGCAAAUCUGAAUGGCUUUUGUGGAGGGCAUGGGCUUCUGAGGGUCAUCCUAAUGGGGCAGAAUCCCCGCUUGCUGCCUGAAACCAGCCCGUCCCCAGGUCACUGUCCUGAGACUGUAGGUUUUCCAGGCUUUUACAGAGACAUUGAAGGGCAGGCUGACCAGCAAAGACCUCCUGGUAACUCAGGAGGAAUAAAUGCAGCCAUUAAAUAAAUAUAGACCACAGUGGUCCUGAAGCAGCCCAGAGGAGGGAGUCUUGGUUAUUGAGCAGGCUAUCCAGAGUACAUGUCCUUCAAGAAGGGACUAGGAGAGUCAGUGAGUCCAGAGUCCUACUUCAGUCAUGGGCGUGAAGUGGGCAAGUGACCGUUCAGCAUCAGCAGUGUUCCAGUCCUGUCUGAGACAGAGGGUGGGGCAGAGGUGGACAGGAUGGCCUCUGGUGCUUUGCUGCAUGAUCACAUAUAGCCUGCCUGUCUUGUCUUCCUGUGGCUUGGGGAACUGAGUUUGGCCUCCAUCCUUUACCAGAGCCGACAUCUCCACAAGUGUGACAGCUGCUUCCCAACCCCUCCUAGACCCUCCACCUCCCAGGUCCUGCUGUCUGCUGCUUCCUUCCUGGUUAACUACUGCUAUAGUGCUCUAACUCCCUCAUAGUUGGGCCACACUCCCAUCUCGGGCUAUUGUUGCUGUCUUCCAAGUCUGGAGUGGUGCCCACACUUCUCUCACACAAUCACCUUAUCUUUGGGCAGCAGCAGCGUCCAUGGAGCAAAAGGAAUGUCAGGACCCUGUGCAUCCAGACAGGGACCAGCCUCAGCACCAACAGCCAACACAAAGAUAACAGAGCCAUCUCAGGGUUAAACCAUGAUUCCGGUGACAGAGCUCCGCUACUUUGCGGACACACAGCCAGCAUACCGGAUCCUGAAGCCAUGGUGGGAUGUGUUCACGGACUACAUCUCCAUUGUCAUGCUGAUGAUUGCUGUCUUUGGAGGGACACUGCAAGUCACCCAGGACAAGAUGAUCUGCCUGCCUUGUAAGUGGGUCACCAAAGACUCCUGCAAUGACUCCUUCCGGGGCUGGGCAGCCUCCAACCCAGAGCCCACUUAUCCCAACUCCACAGUCCUGCCGACUCCUGACACAGGCCCCACAGGUAUCAAGUAUGACCUGGACCGGCACCAGUACAACUAUGUGGAUGCAGUGUGUUACGAGAACCGCCUGCAUUGGUUUGCCAAGUACUUCCCCUACCUCGUGCUCCUGCACACCCUCAUCUUCCUGGCCUGCAGCAACUUCUGGUUCAAGUUUCCACGCACCAGUUCAAAGCUGGAGCACUUCGUGUCUAUCCUGCUCAAGUGCUUCGACUCACCGUGGACCACACGGGCCCUGUCAGAGACAGUGGUGGAGGAGAGUGACCCCAAGCCAGCCUUCAGCAAGAUGAACGGUUCCAUGGACAAGAAGUCAUCUACAGUCAGCGAGGAUGUGGAGGCCACUGUGCCCAUGCUGCAGCGGACCAAGUCACGGAUUGAGCAGGGCAUCGUGGACCGAUCAGAGACGGGCGUGCUGGACAAGAAGGAAGGGGAACAGGCAAAGGCGCUGUUUGAGAAGGUGAAGAAGUUCCGGACCCACGUGGAGGAGGGGGACAUUGUGUACCGCCUCUAUAUGCGGCAGACCAUCAUCAAGGUGAUCAAGUUCGUCCUCAUCAUCUGCUAUACCGUCUAUUACGUGCACAACAUCAAGUUCGAUGUGGACUGCACCGUGGACAUCGAGAGCCUGACAGGCUACCGCACCUACCGCUGUGCCCACCCUCUGGCCACGCUCUUCAAGAUCUUGGCGUCCUUCUACAUCAGCUUGGUCAUCUUCUAUGGCCUCAUCUGCAUGUACACACUGUGGUGGAUGCUGCGGCGCUCCCUCAAGAAGUACUCGUUUGAGUCGAUCCGAGAGGAGAGCAGCUACAGUGACAUCCCAGAUGUCAAGAACGACUUUGCCUUCAUGUUGCACCUCAUAGACCAGUAUGACCCUCUCUACUCAAAGCGCUUCGCCGUCUUCCUGUCUGAGGUGAGUGAAAACAAGCUGCGCCAGCUGAACCUCAACAACGAGUGGACGCUGGACAAGCUGCGCCAGCGCCUCACCAAGAACGCCCAGGACAAGCUGGAGCUGCACCUCUUUAUGCUCAGUGGCAUCCCAGACACUGUGUUUGACCUGGUUGAGUUAGAGGUCCUGAAGCUGGAACUGAUACCCGAUGUGACCAUCCCGCCCAGCAUUGCCCAGCUCACAGGCCUCAAGGAGCUGUGGCUGUACCACACAGCAGCCAAGAUCGAGGCUCCUGCCCUGGCCUUCCUGCGGGAGAACCUGCGGGCCCUGCACAUCAAGUUCACGGACAUCAAGGAGAUCCCGCUGUGGAUCUACAGCCUGAAGACGCUGGAGGAGCUGCACCUGACAGGCAACCUGAGUGCAGAGAACAACCGCUAUAUCGUCAUUGACGGGCUGCGGGAGCUCAAACGCCUCAAGGUGCUGCGGCUCAAAAGCAACCUGAGCAAGCUGCCGCAGGUGGUCACGGAUGUGGGUGUGCACCUGCAGAAGCUGUCCAUCAACAAUGAGGGCACCAAGCUCAUUGUCCUAAACAGCCUCAAGAAGAUGGUUAACCUGACGGAGCUAGAGCUGAUCCGCUGUGACCUGGAGCGCAUCCCUCACUCUAUCUUUAGCCUCCACAACCUGCAGGAGAUUGACCUGAAGGACAACAACCUCAAGACCAUUGAGGAGAUCAUCAGCUUCCAGCAUCUGCACCGCCUCACCUGCCUUAAGCUGUGGUACAACCACAUCGCCUACAUCCCCAUCCAGAUCGGCAACCUCACCAACCUCGAGCGCCUCUACCUGAACCGCAACAAAAUCGAGAAAAUCCCCACCCAGCUCUUCUACUGCCGCAAGCUGCGCUACCUGGACCUCAGCCACAACAACCUGACCUUCCUCCCCGCCGACAUCGGCCUCCUGCAGAACCUCCAGAACCUGGCCGUCACAGCCAACAGGAUCGAGGCGCUCCCCCCAGAGCUCUUCCAGUGUCGGAAGCUGCGGGCUCUGCACCUGGGCAACAAUGUACUGCAGUCGCUGCCCUCGAGAGUGGGUGAGCUGACCAACCUGACACAGAUCGAGCUUCGGGGCAACCGGCUGGAAUGUCUGCCCGUGGAGCUGGGAGAGUGCCCCCUGCUCAAGCGCAGUGGUCUGGUGGUGGAGGAGGACCUGUUCAGCACACUGCCACCUGAGGUGAAGGAACGGCUCUGGAGAGCUGACAAGGAGCAGGCCUGAGCACAGCCUGGAGCAGCAGCAAAGAGCCUCAGCACACCCUCAGGCCUGAUGGGCAGCCCGGCUCUCCCAGGACUGCGACAGCCAGCUGGGUCCAGCCAGACCAGAAAACAGGGACUGAGGGGCUGGUCCCUUUUCUCCCGCUGGGACAUGUACACCCAGGACAGGCACUUGCUGGAGACCAGAACCUCUGAGACUAGUCUCAGAGUGCAGUAUUUGGACAAUCAGGGUCUUCACACUGGAGGCCAUCUCUGCCUCAGAGGCCGAGCCAGCACCGGAGGCCCAGGAACAGUAACUUAGAUCUGGGUAUUUAUUUUUGCCACUUCCCAUCUUUUCCCUCCAGAUAACUUACACAUUCCCAAGAAGGUCCAGCUCUGUGGGAAGUGUUUAGCGCCCUGGCAGUGAUCACCUUUUUCUUUGUAGGUGAUGCUGACAGAAUCAAGUGCCCACCCAGACUUGGGCAGAGUUGGGUAGGGUGAGCGAGCCGCAGGACGAUUGCCUUAUUGGCACUGGGCUAGGCUCUGACAGCAAAGCUUGUGGGAGACCAGGCCUCCAGGUGGAAGGGUCAGGCCUAGGGCUUGCCCCAUCAGGUUUUGAAGCAAUUUUAGAUUUUUUUUUUUAAAGUGAGUUUUUUUUGUUUGUUUGUUUGGUUGGGCUUUUUUUUU
This is a messenger RNA of Mus pahari (shrew mouse), 4121 nucleotides long. It is a transcript of the gene Lrrc8a, whose product is annotated as leucine rich repeat containing 8 VRAC subunit A. NCBI's taxonomy places the organism in Eukaryota, Metazoa, Chordata, Mammalia, Rodentia, Muridae. Gene Ontology annotation, molecular function: protein binding. The record is from RefSeq and is a predicted model, not a curated record. The transcript has 4 exons. Bases 1027 to 3459 code for a protein of 810 amino acids.